Onychostoma macrolepis is the source of this 1413-nucleotide messenger RNA. Its product is annotated as histone-lysine N-methyltransferase set-1-like. The record is from RefSeq and is a predicted model, not a curated record. Gene Ontology annotation, molecular function: protein binding. The transcript has 3 exons. Bases 657 to 1193 code for a protein of 178 amino acids. NCBI's taxonomy places the organism in Eukaryota, Metazoa, Chordata, Actinopteri, Cypriniformes, Cyprinidae.
UCUCCAAUAUUGACCACGUGAUUUUAUAACAUAGAUGCACACAUGCAUGUAUUAUCAUACAAUACAAAAACAACAUUUUAUAACUGAGAAACUAAAUUAUUAUUGUUAAGCUUAUUAUAAACAUGUUUGAGCAGGUAUUUGCAAACAGAGUAGGCUACUUCACAGUAAAGAUUGGUCUAAACUUUCUUAGACAUUACUUUUAUAUCAUUGUUUAUAGAACAUAUAACUAUCCUCACGUCGUGCAACAUUUAAUUAAAUGUUAAGGUCUGAAUAACAGAAUAAAACAAAAAAGGACUAAAAGCACUUAUGUAAACCAUCAUGAAAUUAAUUGUUCUGACUUUCUCAUGUCAACCUUACUGUACAGUACAGCCGUCCAUAGAGGUUUUCAGAUGCUGUUUACGUAAAAUGAAUAUGUACACAGAGUGCUUUUUUCCCCCAGUGUGUGUUUUAAGUGAACUGCACUAAAAUCCUGGAGUAAACUGUACUCGCACCACCUCCUGAGGUAGUCUGAGUGUUGGGGCGUUCUUGUAAAAUUCAACUGAACUGUGUAUAUCCACUGUAUGGAUGGUGCAGCAUAUUACAGAUGUAUGUAUUUACAAAUGUUCUGUGCAUCAUUCUGUGUUUUUAAUACUAUAUUUUAAUUUCUGCAGCUAGAAAUGGAGAAUGUUUCUAGACGACGCAGGCUUAAGCCUGUAUGUGAUGCAGAGGCACACAUAAAAUCAAGAACCGACAAGCCGUACCUUGAGCAGCGGCUCAUUAACAAGUUCAAAGGACGAGGAGUAUUUACAAAACAGGUUAUUUGGAAAGGGGAUUUCGUGCUGGAGUAUCAUGGGAAACUGCUUACACAGGAACAGGGAGAUGUGAGAGGAAAACAGUAUAAGGAAUCCUCUAAAGUAUUUCUUUUUGAUUUCCAGUGGAGAGGACAGAUGUGUUGUAUGGAUGCACCUGAGGAGGACGGCAGCCUGGGCAGACUGGUCAAUGAUGAUCACAAAAAACCCAACUGCAAAUUUAAGAUUAUAGCUGUCAAUAACCACCCGCACUUAUGCCUUUUUGCAAUUGCUGAUAUUUUACCUGGGCAAGAAUUAACAUAUAAUUACGGAACAUCAGACUGGCCAUGGAGAACCCAGGUAAAAAGAUGUUUUCCCCCCAAUAUGCAACAAAGCAUGGACAUGUUUUUUAUAACAAAUAUCUAAACAUCUUUAAAUCAAGAUACACUUAUUGUGAGUUGCAGCAUGAAGAAUAAAAAGAUGAGUUUAUGCUUAAAGCAAGAACAAAUAUCUGUAAAUAGGGUAUGCAAAUAGUUGAUUUUUCUUAGCCUGUUGGCAGAUACAUGUUUCUGUUUUAAACUUGCUUAAUUUUGAUCAAUUUCUCAAAAGCAAGACUUCUUAUCUUAAGUAAUGUAUCUUGAUUUAA